Messenger RNA from Elgaria multicarinata webbii, 1490 nucleotides. Its product is annotated as interferon-induced protein 44-like. Gene Ontology annotation, molecular function: GTP binding. The record is from RefSeq and is a predicted model, not a curated record. The transcript has 8 exons. Lineage: Eukaryota; Metazoa; Chordata; Lepidosauria; Squamata; Anguidae. Gene Ontology annotation, biological process: immune response. The coding region runs from base 89 to 1426 and encodes 445 amino acids.
CUAUUUUGAGAGGUGUUUGUAGGCAGUGGAAAGCUGCAUACAUUUCCUGGUACUGCAACAUAUUUUUAUUCUUCUAAGAAGAUUUACGAUGGCUGAUGGCAAAUCUAGAUUGACCCAAGAGAAGAAAAAGGUGUUACUGCAGUUACUGCGAUGCGAGUCCCUGAGCCUUCUGUAUAAGGCAACUGUACAUGGCUACCAUGUUAACACAUUUCAUGCCAUAUGCAAUAAACAAGGCCCAACUGUAGUGGUGGCAUACAAUAAAAGUGGUUACAUUUAUGGAGGCUUUACUGCUCAGAGUUAUAGUUCAUCUGGGCAAUAUCUACAAGAUGAAAAAGCUUUCCUCUUUAGAUUGAAGGGGAAAAAGAAGGAGCCACUAAAAAUUCCAUUCAAAUCUGCCAGUCGGGCAGUAAAUGACACUCCUUCAUAUGGCCCUAAUUUUGGAGAUGGAGCACUUAUAUUUCUGUAUCAAAAUAGUUCAGCGGUUUUUACAAAUCCAAACAUUGCCAAUUACACGUUCUGUGCAGGAGACUUACAUGGAAAUGACAAUACUCUCUUGGAAUGUGAAGUAUAUCGAGUUGAAGGUCUUGGUGCUUUGCUGGAAAAUCCAUUGCGAAAGGUUGAAUGGACAGCUGGGCAAAGAGAAAAACUGAUGGAUGAAAUAAGAACUUUCAAGCCUUCCUUGAAUUCCGUGCCAAAGCUUCGGGUCCUGUUGUUAGGGACAGUCGGAGCAGGGAAGUCCAGCUUUUUCAACUCCGUGAAUUCUGCUUUUCAAGGCUAUGUGGCAAGCGACGCCUUAGCAGGAUCAGAUUCCACAAGUGUAACUAUGCAGUAUAGAACCUAUGAAGUUGAAACUGCAGAUGGAAAGCCACUGUCCAUCGUUUUCUGUGACACCAUGGGACUAGAAGAGAAAGAAGGAGCUGGCCUGAACAUUGAUGAACUACCCAGCCUUUUAAAAGGCCACGUUCCAGAUAGGUACCAGUUUAAUCCAUGUGCUAUUUUAAACCCAAAUGCCCCAGACUACAUCAAGAGCCCAUCUUUGAAAGACCAGAUUCACUGUGUUGUGCUUAUUAUCGAUGGGUCCAAGGUUGAGAUCCUGCCUGAAAAGCUGGAAGCAAAGUUGAGAAAAAUUCGGAAAGAAACAUCCGAGGUGCCACUGCUUGUAAUAAUAACUAAAGUGGAUGAAGUUUGUUCUGCUCUUGCGGAAGAUGUUUCAGAUGUAUACAGAAGCAAAGCUGUUGUGGAGCAGAUGCAGUUAACAGGAGAGAAGCUUGGCAUCCCCCUGUGUCAAAUAGUUCCUGUUAAGAAUUAUUCUUCCGAGAUAGAAAUUAAGGAUGAUGUUGAUAUCCUGCUACUCAUGGCUGUGAGGCAGAUGCUGCGUUUAACUAAAGGCUAUUUUAAAAGCUUGCCUUUGGCCAAGGGAAAUUAACAUUUUGGAGUUUGAUGUGUUUAUUGAGAGGUAUCAAUAAUUUACGAAAGCCAGGUGGGUCACU